AGCGAAGCUGUCGCCGAGACGCCGCCUAGGUACUCACGUCUCCCGAUGACAAGACAGCCACCACCAUACUGUCUACUCUGUACGCCAUAAAGCGUCCCGAAGGGUGUCUAGUCUGCUCUGCCACUCUGCGUCACCAAUUGUUUGCCAAGGCAAGUGACUGCAGAAGCUGGUUAUUGACCACCAGUGGGAACGAGGGCGUUCUGUUUCCGCGUAUCGCACUGGUCCGUUGGGAUCCCAUUUCUUGGCACAAUGUCCCGACAACAACAUCAGCCGUCAUUUGAAAUGUCCAAAAGAGGGAGCUGGGAUUGACUCCCACGAUUGAAAAUCCUGCUCUCGACAAAGAUUCAUGAACAGGUGGCUUCGCAUGUCACCGCCGUACCUCCUCCGUCAUCCGUUCACCCGUCCACCCGUCCACCCAUACAAACCCUUGCUUUCUUCCAGCUGUCGCUUUUGGGUUCCUGGCCUCCAGAUAUCGGAGCAAGAUUACGGAUACCCACCUCGGGAUCGUGCUGUGGUCGCGUUGCAGAGAGAAGCGAACCAUCACCAGGGGUUCCCACCCCUUAAGCGGCCGAGGCAAAUCAUAACACUCCCGGCGCCGGGGCACCGUGCCGUUCUCUCGCGACAUGACGACAAGAUUUCGGCCCUCCCUCCGAACGCGGGGAUCCCCCCCAAAACCUGGAUGGGCGCCUGUGAGCAAGCCACCCAUCGUAUGGUAACACAACACAGACACAAUCGCCGCUGUCAGCGAUGAAGCUAGCGAGCCACAUUCCCACACGGACGGGCCAGGCCACCUGCAUAUGUCUGCUUUGGAGUCUAGACGCACGCAUGCCGACUUUCACAUCCGACUUGCACCCGUGACUAAGCCAAUUUUUUGACACGACAUCUGACAGCUUCGUCAACUACCACAACCAACGCUGGCUAAACAUUCAAGCAACUUUGACCGCCCGAAAUUGGGGUUUGGGGUUCGGCAGUAUCCUAAAGUUCGCAUCACCCCCACAGCACCGUCGGCGCACCGGCAGUUGGCUCGUCUACCAAUGGCAAUCCCGAUGAAUCGUAUUUACUUCCCGUCCUGCGAUCCCGGCUCUCUACAAGCUCAUCAAAGGACCAAGGGGAGUUAGGGAAUAUCGCAGCAUCCCCCUCAUUCUCGAUCGCUUCCCCGCUUCUCCAGCUGAUAAUGGACCCCGAGCUUACCUCCGAUCCCCCACAUGCCCCUCCAUAUGAGGCUCCGUGCCGUCUACUUCAUAAGUAACCCCUAGGACGGCAUUAUCAGAAACUUUGGUCCAUCUGAGCUUUGCAAUUCAAUACCCUUCGAGACGAGUACGACAACACCAUACCAGACACAAUGGCAGACCCCAAGGAUUUGAAGAUUGCCAUUAUUGGCGCAGGAAUGGGCGGCUUGGGUUGCGCACUUGCAUUGGCCAAGAAGGGAUUCAAGCACAUCGAUGUCUAUGAGACGGCCUCCAACCUCGGCUUCGUCGGCGCCGGCAUUCAGAUGCCGCCAAACGUCGUCCGCGUACUCGAUCGCCUAGGCUGCUGGCCUGAGAUUGAGAAGACGUGUACAGACGUGAAGAGUUCAAGCAUUCGACAGGGCGCCACCAAUGUUGAGCUCGCCCAUGUCGAGAUGCCCGACAUUCGGAAGUUGUACGGCUUCCCCCACUGCAACGGCCACCGCUCCUCCCUUGCCGGUGGCAUGUACGACGCCUGUAAGAAGGAGUCCGCCAUCACAUUUCACUUCGCGACGGCACUACUAUCGGUCGAAUCCUUUGCGCCCAAGCCAAAGUUCGUGCUGCAGCCGCGCGACGGCGAGUCCUACGCAGUCGAGUCCGACGUUCUCAUCGCUUGCGACGGCAUCAAGAGCAUCAUCCGCGCCCAACUGCUUGAAUCUAUCGGCGCCGUUGGCGGGGAAGAGGAUACGGGCCAGGCUGCCUACCGUAUCAUGCUUAAGCGCGAGCAGAUCGCCGACGACCCAGAACUCCUCGCUCUCCUCGACUCGGACGAGGUCAUCCGCUGGAUUGGCGAGAAGCGCCACAUCAUCGCCUACCCCGUCUCCUCGCACACAAUCUACAACCUCUCCACCACUCAGCCCGACUCCAACUUUGCCGUCGCCACGAACGCGACCUACACCACAAAGGGCUCCAAAAAGGCCAUGCUCGACGUCUUCCAUGAUUUCUGCCCCCUCGUCCACCGCAUGCUCAACCUUGUACCGGACGGCGAGGUCUGCGAGUGGCGCCUACGCAUGCACAAACCUUUACCGACCUGGGUGCACACCGACGGGCCUGUCGCCCUCCUCGGUGACGCCUGCCAUCCAACCCUCCCGCACCUGAGCCAGGGCGCCGCCAUGGCCAUCGAAGACGGCUCCGUCGUCGCCGAGGUUCUCGCCCGCGCGCCCGACACGUCUCCCGCGACGCUCCGGCGCUGCCUCAAGGCCUACGAGCUCUCCCGGCGCGACUGGACCUCGCAGCUCGUCAACAUGGCCUUCCUCUCGGGCAAGCAGCUGCACCUCGGCGAGGGCAAAGCCAAGGAGGAGCGCGAUCGGAUGUUUGCCGAGUCCAAGCAGACCGGCGCUGUGCCGGAUAAGUGGGCCUCGCCCGACGUACAAAAGAUGAUUUAUACAAACGACUGCGUGGCCAACAUCCAAAGAGACUUUGACGAGUUCUUCAGUAGCGUAGCAUAGAAAUGGGACGGCAG
This is a messenger RNA of Colletotrichum scovillei, 2688 nucleotides long. RefSeq lists its product as uncharacterized. NCBI's taxonomy places the organism in Eukaryota, Fungi, Ascomycota, Sordariomycetes, Glomerellales, Glomerellaceae. Gene Ontology annotation, molecular function: FAD binding; monooxygenase activity. Bases 1343 to 2674 code for a protein of 443 amino acids. Gene Ontology annotation, biological process: secondary metabolite biosynthetic process. The record is from RefSeq and is a predicted model, not a curated record. The transcript is spliced from 3 exons.